Syngnathus typhle (broad-nosed pipefish) is the source of this 5840-nucleotide messenger RNA. Its product is annotated as basal body-orientation factor 1-like. The record is from RefSeq and is a predicted model, not a curated record. The transcript is spliced from 12 exons. The coding region runs from base 3900 to 5435 and encodes 511 amino acids. NCBI's taxonomy places the organism in Eukaryota, Metazoa, Chordata, Actinopteri, Syngnathiformes, Syngnathidae.
AAUCCUCCAAUCCUGUGGCGGUCCAUCCCCACUCCAUCCAGUCCCCCUCUUGUUGGAAGCAAAGCUGGAGAAUACCUGCCUCCCUGUUUUUUUUUUUUUUUUUCCUCUCAUGGAAGUUGAGGAGAAGGGAGCUUAUUUCUGGCUAUGUUUUCCCUCCUCAUCUUUACUGGAUGUUGAGGUCCCCCUUUCUAGGAAAGGAGAGGCAGGUUUGAAUGAAUAAGGGGGAACACCCCAAAGAUGUCAAAAUAAUCUAUAUUUACAUUUUAUAUGUAUGAAAUUCCAUCCUUAUAGAUGUUCUGGUGAGUAUUUUAAGAGAGUGUAACUUUUUUUUCUGGACAUGUGGAUGAAUUUUAUAACUGUAGUGGAAUGAAGAGAAUGUGCAUUUUGCUCAUUUAUUGCAAGACUUGAAUGAUUCUUGGAAAGAAAAAAAGACGGCUACUGUCUAUGUUUGGAUUUGUAAUUGCUUUUUUUUGUUCUUCUUGUCCUGUUUGACAGGUCUUUCCACUUAUUCUCAUCACGCUGGUCUCUUGUAUCAUCCAAUCAGCUCCUCAGGCGCUCAUUUCUUUUCCAGGGUUCCCCAUUAAUGGCUUAUUUUGCAUCCCCCGCAUUUGUCUCCCAAUAACGCCAAAUCCCUGACAGCUAUAAAGAUAAAUCGAUAAAUGUAUAAGAUGUGAGUAAAUAUACUAGUUUCUAGUCUGUGGUUUUGUUCAGUGGCUUGUAUCAAACACAUUUUCCAAACCCCACUUAACCUCUUUUUCAUAGUCAUGCAGUAAUCACCACAUUAAAUACGCAGCAGUCUUACCAACUUUCAAAUAUGCAAAUGUGAUCUGCACUCCAGCUGGCACAUCAUUUGAAAGAAUGUUCGAAUCUCACUCCCAUUCAUCUGGAUCAGCCACAGGAUUUUUUUUCCCCCUUACUAGGGCAACAUAUUUGGGCUGCAAGGCACGUUUCACGAGAGAACCGAGCAGUCCGAGUGAAGUUAUAGGUGGGUGUUUGGAACGCUGUCACAAACCGAGCUGCAAGUAUCAGUAUCAACCAAACAUUACCCGCUACACACUCGAAACAACCCAGAUGCCUCACUUGAACUCUAUUUUUCUUUCCUAACCCGCUGAAAGUGAAAAUCAAUUCCAUGGAAGCUUCCCAGCAUAGUGACCCCUCUACCAACCUCAGUAACCCUAACAUGUGGUUCACUCUUUCACCUCAUGUGGUGGGGUGACUGAGGCAGCCAGUGUGCAAUCAAAGGUAAUGGGAGGGCAAAGUGCAUGGGUACAUAGAAUGCAGGAAGUCCACAGAGAGGACAAUAUGUGGGGAGGGGUGGGGCUUGGCAUCAGCAUUCCCCCAUCAUGCCAUUCCCCUCCCAGGACAGUCAACUGUGCAAAGCACUGUUCCAACACUGUAAUUUGAACUAAAAAUAUUGGACUCUCUUCCUCCUUCCUUUUCUCUAAAUACUGUGGCUACUUUUUUCAAGCCUGUGGUUCACCGCAGUGGUCGUUCGCCGCUAUCAAAGCGUACAUAUGCAGGACCUCUCGAUGAUGUACUCUUAUUUGACUGCCAUCGUGGCACAGGCCCAAAAUGCAGUUCUUUCAUUGAGUAUGCUCAUUAUAGACCCUCAAGGGAAAUUCAACUCUGUUGCAUAUUGAUGCCUUGCUCAAAAGCACAUCAAGAGUCAUACAGUCAAUAUUAAAUAUGCUCCAAAAAAGGCAACGUUCAAUUAAAUGUGAAUAGUCAUCAUUUAAAGAUCAUAAAUGUGGUUAAAGUUUUCCGCUGAGAAGGUCCAAAUGAUAUUUAGAGGCAUAUAGGUUGCAACAUGUUCCAUGAACACGAACUGGAAGUCAUCUCCAAACCUCAAUCGACUAAAAAUAUGAUGUACAACCGCGACAUCGUCUGACAACGUCUCCAUACAUAUCAUUGAAAUACAACAUCUGCGCUGUGAUCGUGGUUAACAUGUAACAUGAUAGCGCUCAGAUGAGAAUAUCUUUUUGGUACUCCGCUUUUUUCCCCGUCUGCGAGCUGAACGAUCUGCUCUGCAUCACCGAACACAGCAGUUGUCAGACCUUGCCAAGUCUGAUUUGUUGUCCAGACAGUCAUGUUUUCAGUGAUUGGGGGUUCCAUGACAGCUCCUUAUGUGAAACUUCUUUGGGUGUUCUGCUUGGGAGAUUCUGCUUUUUUAAAUUAUCCUCUUGGAUUUGAGGAUAUGACAACAGUCCAACGUACAUGGUUGGAAGAUGAUCACUCUGGUCAACUCCACUUGAUCCAUAAGUGGAACUCUGCUUGCAGUUGCAUAUAAAUGCAUUUUGCACAUUUUCAUCCUCUGAAUGGACCGCAAUGCCAAAGACUGUGGGCGCCUCUCCUGUGCUGAAUUUAAAAGAAACGAGAGAAGCUGCGUCAAUUGGCUUAGAAACAAGUUGGCUGUGUUUACUCCCACAAUGGUACAAAUGCCCAUCCCUACUUAUUUUAAUUGUGGAAAAAUGCAUGUGUCGUUUAAAAUUCCGAAUUGUCACACAAGUGGCAAUUUUCUUUUCUUAUAUUUUUCUCUCAUAAAGUAUCAACGAUAGCAAAGAAAAAGCAGACUAUGAUGCUCUCACCAGAUAAACUGAGGUCUCAUGUGAUGUCACGGAUGAUGGCAAUUCCAACUUUGAUGCAAAUUUUUCUUGCAUAUUUCAAGAUUCCACUGUCCUGCAAAAAGACAACACAAAGGUGGUUAAAAAAACACAAAAUCUUUUGCCGCUAUAUGUCUUUUUGCAUGAUGCAGCAAAAACAGAUGUCAAAGACUUGCUGUGUUGAAUUAUGUCUGAAUAUUUCACAAGACAUGCUGCGAGGAAUGUGCCUAUACAAUAAAUACUAUACGUCGUUUGGUUAGCGGUGAUCCACUAGCGGGCAAUUGAGGGGGGGGGGGGACAGGUUUGAAUCAUAGGCUGCUUCAACCGACGCUGCUGUUUCAAUUAUAAAGUCAUGUAAUAGAGCUGCCCUUCCAACUAGAAUGUCAUCCGAGGGCAGAUUUACACCAGUAAUUUUAGAAAUGCCCCACUACGGACUGUAAAUCAUGUUCGGAUGCCCUAUAAAAGUGCACCGCCGUGGCAUGACACAGCAUAUUACAAACAGCACAAGUCGUUUCAAUACCAGGGUUGGUAUUUUGAUUCAAGUUAAGUGAAACCGUAAAGCGCAAGAAGGGACCUCAGCUUUGUAAUCUACACAGUGCAAUAUAUCAUUAAUAUGCUGCAAGGUUGGCCUCAGGAAUGCCAUGUUUGUGGGUGUCCUACCCCUAAAGGUUCACUGAAGAGGUCCAAACCUUGUCAUUACAAUUCCAAUGAUAAUGACAGAUUUGAAAUGUUGGGGGUUAUUUCAGUUUUCUCUCCUCACUGUCAUAGUAAUUACCUUUAAAUUUAGUCUUCAAACUCUGUUCGCCAUGCUAGAGCACUAUAUGAUCCACUUAACUGUAGCUACGCCCAACACUUUUUGCAAUAUCUGGAGCAUGGUUUUUGAUGAACGGCCGGUGGGUGAGUGACAUUUAACAUUCUCUGAAUUCGAUGACGAGGUCGGCUUGCAAUUAAUUAUAAGCAACUACAUAGUCUUUACUGAACCAAGGCACUCAAAGAAAAAUGGCAUGUAAUGAUUUAAUUUCAAUUUACUUUUGCAGUGAGCCACAACACAGAUGAGAAGACAUAAUGGGAUGGGAAGUGGAAAAUGUUUUGUGACCUGGAUAAAGAAAUGAUAGUGGCCAUUUUGAAGGAUUUUGUACAAAAAAAAUUAAAGAACGAUCAUGUAGCCGAGAAACUAGAGCCACCAUGGCGUCUCCAUGGCGACACAGAUACACAACUAGUCAGAGCAGGUUGCUGUCACCACCACUGGCGUACUUGUGCUAGUUCUAUCUGGCAUUUUAUAGUUGCAGAAGGAAAAAAAUGCACAGGAAGAAAGUCGUCAAAGUGAGAAAGAUAAAAACCGGAAAAGGAAAGAAGAGCGAAAAACGGGAGUCCAAAACCGACAAAGACUUUGACCUAGAUAAUGCCAAAGCCAAAGUUACCUUGUGGGAGCUGAAACUUCGACUAACAGAGCAGACUCUUGCGGGAUAUCGCGAGAGCUGCGGCCGGCUGGCACGCGUCAACGAUGACCUUGGCAACAAGCUGGCACAUGCUGAGCGACAAAUCCUUGAAUCCACCGCUCACUGGCAGAGGCUGGAUGCUGCCAAAGAUGAGAAUAUUAAUGCACUUCAUGAUGCGCUCAAAAGUCAAGAGGCGCACGCUCUUGAGCAGCAGAACAAACUGGUUGAACAUUACACGCUUGAAAUCAACGAGAUGAAGGAGUUGUUCAGAAAACGAGCCGGCGAAUUUGAGACGAUACAGGAUGGAAUGAAGACCAUUGAGGAGUUCCAGACGAGAAAAGCCCAAAUGGAGCAGGAGCUCAGUGAUAUAAGAAAAAGCAUGGAGCUCGCUGAGAAGGAGCACAGGGAAAAUCGAAUCGAGAUGGAGUACCGGUUCUUCACAGAAAAGGCUCGAUUGGAGAAGGAUGCUGAGGAAACGAUAGCCCAGAUGGACAAGCAAGCCCACCAUGAAGCCAUUUUACAGCUGGACGACGCCUCGCGCUGUGUGUUCAAGGAAAACGUCCGUCUCAAUGAGACACUGAAGCACCACAUGAAGGAGGCAGAGGAGCUCCACAAACUGGCAAACUCAAUGGCGAAGGAAAACACGGCCCUGGCAGUGGACAAGAAGACACUGGACCUGCUGGCAAAGAAAAACGUAGCCCAGAUGGUGGCCCAAAAAGAAGAGCUGACCCGUUUGAAAGAAAAGAUAGCUUCUUUGGAGAAGAUUCUGGAAGAGAAAAGGGAUGAGCAUGAGCGCCGUGAGGAGAAGAUGCUGCUCAGCUCGCAAGUCGACAAAGCGGAGUUGGAGAAGCUUCAAAGUGUGCUCUCCAUGCGGGAGAAAGAAUUAAAGCAUGCCAAGAAGCUAGCUGGCGCCAUCAUGGAGCAGCGGUCUGAGCUGGAGCGCUUCUUCCAUGAGGCUCUGGCUCUGGUGAAGGAGGAGAUAGCGGCCACUCGGGUUCAGUAUAAAAAAGAGACACAGCAGGCUUAUCAAUGGACGCUCAAACAGGCCACGGCAGGAAAGGUCAAGUUCCCGCCCAUCCGCACCUUCCAGAACACUCCAUAUAGCACCAACUCAGUCUACUCUGACUUGGAAGAAGCUGCACGGUGGAUUCAUCAACCGGGAAGUAAAGUGGAAAUUUCAGAUCUCACUUGGGAGCAAAAGGAACAAGUUCUCCGUCUCCUGUUUGCGAAAAUGAAUAGACAAAGGCCAAGGAGAGCCAACAAUCUGGCGGCAGCCUCGUCCGACAGUCAUGUCGCUGGAGAGGAGCACUGCGCCCUGUCAACCUUCAUUACUCAGGCCCCUGACUCCCUCCUUCCCACCAAUACCAACUGCCUGGCAGAGAAACGCACCACAUGAUCUCCGUGUGGCCUUGCUGUCCAUCAUUAAGUUUUGGAUCGGUCGCCGUAUACCGCAUAGUUAACACGUUAGGUUUGUUUCCCCUCUUACAGUAUUUUGAGCCCUUAAGUGUUGGGUUUGUUCACCCUGUUAAUUUUUUAACAUAGCAAGAUAUUUUGGACUGUUUGCUUUGUGUUCUAUGCUUCCAAAUUUGUGUUUGGAGUUUGGGGAAAGCCCGCCGGAAACAAAAUCCCUCAACCCGACUCAAGUUUAACGGUAACUUUUGGAGUGAGUUAGAGAUUCUAACCGAGCUGACUUUCUGCUUCGUAACCCACAAAAAUAUUAAAUAGGUGAAUUUGUUUCAGGAAAAUAUUGUCAAUUGUUACAUUCUGAGUCAGCUACUCAUGAAUAAUGAAUUGGUGAGCG